GUGUUUGAUGAUUUCUGGCGAAUUCAACUUCAAUGUAAAUGGCCGUCUGUCUGUAAAUUCAUAGAAAUGGCAAUUAGAAUUCCGUUUAGAUAUUUAACGUUUACAGACAAAGUAAAGCGAUGUUACAAAAGAUCUCUGAGAAAUUUAGAGGAUUGGGUUCACGAUCGUGCUGAUUUUCGCAUACAAGCAGUGUUGUGCAGAGCAAAAUUCGAUGAAAUUGUUAACUGCAAGGACCCAGUGAAGGCCAAUUCAAUGUUAGAAGCAACUGAAAAGGACCUCUUUCAGAAUACUCAUUGGCAACCUAGGAAGUGGCCCAAAUCUGUGGGUGGUGUAGCAUAUGACAGAGAGGUCAAACCACCAGACUGGGUGUUGGACUAUUGGCAUCCGCUAGAGAAAGCUCAGUAUCCUGAAUAUUUUGCCCGUCGAGAACAGAGGAAGAAAGAGUAUGUGGAGUGGUGGGAGAAGACUUACGGCAAGCCUACGAAAGAGGACCACCAUCAUUGACAUAGUGAUACUUGUUAGUCAUAGUGCAGGCUUGUACCCUAACGGUUAAUUUAAAAUUGGCUCUGUCAGCAGAUUAUUGUUAAUAAAUUGUUUACCCUUAUUGUCUUGAACUUUA
Messenger RNA from Homalodisca vitripennis (glassy-winged sharpshooter), 619 nucleotides. RefSeq names its product NADH dehydrogenase [ubiquinone] 1 beta subcomplex subunit 9 (gene ND-B22). NCBI's taxonomy places the organism in Eukaryota, Metazoa, Arthropoda, Insecta, Hemiptera, Cicadellidae. Gene Ontology annotation, biological process: mitochondrial electron transport, NADH to ubiquinone. The record is from RefSeq and is a predicted model, not a curated record. The transcript has 3 exons. Bases 67 to 504 code for a protein of 145 amino acids.